Molecule: messenger RNA, 1212 nt
Organism: Pipistrellus nathusii (Nathusius's pipistrelle)
Lineage: Eukaryota; Metazoa; Chordata; Mammalia; Chiroptera; Vespertilionidae
Source: the annotation of a GenBank genome assembly
AUGGCGUCUCAGCCGCCGCCGCCCCCGAAGCCCUGGGAGACUCGCCGGAUUCCGGGGGCCGGGCCGGGGCCAGGACCCGGCUCCGCUUUCCAAUCCGCUGAUUUGGGUCCUACUUUAUUGACAAGACCUGGACAACCAGCACUUACCAGAGUGCCCCCACCUAUUCUUCCAAGGCCAUCACACCAGACAGGAAGUAGCAGUGUGAACACUUUCAGACCUGCUUACAGCUCAUUUUCUUCAGGAUAUGGUGCCUAUGGAAAUUCGUUUUAUGGAAGCUAUAGCCCUUAUAGUUAUGGAUAUAAUGGGUUAAAUUAUAACCGCCUCCGUGUAGAUGAUCUUCCGCCUAGUAGAUUUGUUCAGCAAGCUGAAGAAAGCAGCAGAGGUGCAUUUCAGUCCAUCGAAAGUAUUGUACAUGCAUUUGCCUCUGUCAGUAUGAUGAUGGAUGCUACCUUUUCAGCUGUGUAUAACAGUUUUAGGGCUGUAUUGGAUGUAGCGAAUCAUUUUUCCCGAUUAAAAAUACACUUCACAAAGGUUUUUUCAGCUUUUGCAUUAGUUAGGACUAUAAGGUAUCUUUACAGACGGUUACAGCACAUGAUAGGUUUAAGAAAAGGCUCCGAGAAUGAGGACCUAUGGUCAGAAAGUGAAAGAACUGUUGCUAGCCUUGGUGCUGAUGACAGAGCGGCUAACUCAGCAAAAUCUUGGCCAAUAUUCUUAUUCUUUGCUGUUAUCCUUGGUGGUCCUUACCUCAUCUGGAAACUGCUGUCUACCCACAGUGACGAAAUAACAGACAACACCAACUGGGCAAGUGGUGAGGAUGACCAUGUAGUUGCUAGAGCAGAAUAUGAUUUUGCUGCCCUAUCUGAAGAAGAAAUUUCUUUCCGUGCUGGUGAUAUGCUCAACUUAGCUCUCAAAGAACAGCAACCUAGAGUGCGUGGUUGGCUGCUGGCUAGUCUUGAUGGUCAAACAACAGGACUUAUACCUGCGAAUUAUGUCAAAAUCCUUGGUAAAAGAAGAGGUAGAAAAACACUGGAAUCCAGUAAAAUUUCCAAGCAACAACAGCCUUUGACCAACACAACAUUAAUUAAAGGAGCCACAGCUGCUGAUUCUUUGGAUGAACAGGAAGCUGCCUUUGAAUCUGUUUUUGUUGAAACCAGUAAGGUUCCAGAUGUACCUAGUGCCACUGGAAUAGGUGGAGAUAAACAAGAUCUUUGA